Aspergillus calidoustus is the source of this 2012-nucleotide messenger RNA. The record is from the annotation of a GenBank genome assembly. NCBI's taxonomy places the organism in Eukaryota, Fungi, Ascomycota, Eurotiomycetes, Eurotiales, Aspergillaceae.
CCCCUCAGUCCAUCAUGGCGCAUCACCUCCCACCAGAGCUAUGGGCACAUAUUGCUCUAUACCUUGAAGAAGACCGCUUAUCUCUCACUAAAUGUGUACGCGUCUGCCGUCAAUUGCAGCCCGUCUUCGAGCGCUUGAUUUACCGCAGAGUGAAAGUGGAGAGUGAGGAACUUCAACCCAAAGAUGGAUUCAUACCUCUUGCUCGAUUCAAAUCUCUAGCGAACCAGAUGCGGCAAUCUUUUGUUCGCCGCGUGGAAUAUACAGUCGUCAUACCAUAUAAUAUUCCCGACUACCGAGCGACGAAGCUUGAGGGAUACAGUGAGCAGAACGCACUCAGAGACGCGAAUAACGAGGCUUUUCAGGCCGGCAUAUCAUCAUUGUUUGAGUUUCUCACAACAUGGAAAGAAGAUUCAAAGAUCUCUCUGGCUUUGGAAGUCCAGGGGCGAGUCAGAAUGCUUGAACCAGAAACCAAAGCAAACCAAAACGCUAAGGAGUGGCAAGGUGAGCUGCGUGGAGAACGUGUUACUCGUCCGUACCGCGCGCAAUUUCCCAGCGGGGACGCUUCGAUGUUGACUGAGGUUUCAUGCGUCGACCAUCUGAUCGUCCAAUACUUAUAUCGAUCGCAAGGGAUUGCGACUGGUGCCUUUUUGCAGAUCGCAGAGCGCUGUGCUGCUUUGCGGCGCCUGCACCUGGACAUGCCUGGCCAGUUGCGGCCGGAUCAUGUGGAAUAUAUGCGGGAGCGUAGGGAAGCACUUGCAUCGGGACUCUCAAGGCUCCCAUCGACCCUUCAGGUCUUCGAAUGUGUAGGCUGUUCUGAGCAGCCCUGGUCAAACACGCUUCCCGCUUUAGACUUGCGGUCGGCCAAGGGAAUCGACGAGCUGUCGUCCAGCUUGCGUCUUUUUUCGUGCAACCUGAGAGAACUAAGGUUAAGACUCAUGUCUGUUGACAUGGACUUUCUCUUUCCGCUUGACGAGCGCGGUAACCCUCUGCCCGACUCAUCUUCCCUGUACUGGCCGCACCUAGAGACUAUUGCCCUAAACGGCGUCGCGGAGUAUACACCGACUGGCGAAUGGCUCUUUGACUACGAGCUCGAAUCUGGCGACGAAGAAGACUUCCCCGACCCAGAAACCGGCGACGAAAUCUUUGAAUCGCGGUGGCUACGCGAAGAAUACGAGAUCUCCCGCGAGAAGAUGAAUACCGAGCACUUCCACCGCCUCUUCGUCUCCCUCGGGUACGCGUCGCACCGAAUGCCUGUUCUGAGACUGAUAACGUUCAGCGUCGCGGGCUCGCCGCGGACUAAGUUCACGCUUACUACUACUAGCGGUGCCUGGGGUGUGAUCGAGGAUUGUCAUGCUUCUACUCUUUCUCUUCCUUCUAGCAGUAGGCCGCUGCUGGGUUUCCGGUCCGAUUCCGCGUAUAGGCCUGAUCGGCGGGUUGCGGACGCGUGGGGGUUUGAGCUGGAUGAGAUGAAGGUUGUGGAUGAGGGGCCGCGGGAGGAUUACCAUUUUGUGGUUUGCUCGGUUACUUUGGAUCGGGCUCGCCUGGAUAGAUAGAUACAAGCGUGUCUCUUUGCCACAAUGCACAGGGGUUGUGUUCUCUGACACCAUCGAUGGCUUGCCCGUCCCCUCCGUUGUUUGCUAUAUUAGGAUGAUCAAGACUGUCCACUGGAUGUGGCUCGAUUAUCGUAAGUCUUCCGCGGAUAUAGUACAUCCACGGCCCUUGCGUGGUUGGCCUUUGAGAGCGCGGCGGAGUGAUCGGAGUCUCGAUAAGAGAUGUACCCUUUUGGUAUUAAUUUUUGGUUGGAACUCAUGGCCUUACUAGCUUGUGGAGGCUACUAACAACUGAAGAGGAAAUUGAGAGUUAAGAAUCUGCUGAUUUCAGGGAUAAUCCUAGUCAUUACAUAGUCCUUAUAUAACCCUUGUUGCAAUCAGAGUGCGUUUACCACCAAACGGAAAACGACCAGGAUGCCGUUUGUAUGUAUCGGGUAGCGGCGUACCUACACGAGAUUGGUG